AUGUCCAAAGAGAGAGUGGCUAUCAUAGGUUCUGGUAACUGGGGCUCUGCGAUAGCUAGACAAGCAGGGAAGAAUGUUCUCAAACAUGGUAAUGUCUUUGAGGAAAGGGUACCAAUCUGGGUGUAUGAAGAGGAGUUUGAAGGACAGAAAUUGACGGAAAUCAUCAACACCACACAUAUCAAUAAGAAAUAUUUGCCCGAUGUGGAAUUACCAAGUAACGUGGUAGCUAUCCCAGAUCUGGUGGAGGCGGUGAAAGGUGCUACGGCUUUAGUUUUCGUCAUGCCUCAUCAAUUCUUCCCUAAGAUACUCGAGGGUCUGAAAGGUCAUGUUGACCACGGUAUCAAAGCUAUUUCAUUGAUCAAAGGCGUAGAAGUACACGGAAAUGAUAUCAGGAUAUUCGCCGAUGUCAUCGAAAGUCAACUCGGUAUAUCAUGUUCAGCAUUGAGUGGGGCGAACAUCGCUAGUGAAGUGGCUAUCGAUAGGUUUUCCGAGACUACCAUAGGGUAUAGAAAGAAAGAAGAUGGGGAGAUGUGGAAAAAAUUAUUCGAAACACCCAGUUUCAAGGUUCAUCUAAUCGAUGAUGUGGCUGGAGUAAGUCUCUGCGGAGCGUUGAAAAACAUUGUUGCUGUCGCCGCUGGUAUCGUCGAUGGAUUGGGAUACGGCAAUAACUCGAAAGCCGCCAUCAUGCGUAUAGGUUUACUCGAAAUGAAACACUUUUGUCAGGAAUUCUUCAAGGAUGUCAAAGAUGGCACAUUUCUGGCGGAGAGCGCGGGAGUAGCAGAUGUGAUCACUUCUUGUAUGGGUGGUAGAAAUUUCAAAGUAGCUUCGGCAUUUGUUACCCAGAAGAAACCUUUCGAUGUUCUUGAGCAAGAGAUGUUGAAUGGACAAAAGCUGCAGGGUAUUCACACUGCAAAAGAGAUUCAUCAUUUUCUAAAAUCACACGGAAGAUUAGGCGCCUAUCCCUUAUUUGACAAGGUGUAUCAUAUUUGUUGGGACGGCAUGCCAGUGGAUCAGCUCACUGAAGGUUUGUAA
Molecule: messenger RNA, 1032 nt
Organism: Tremella mesenterica DSM 1558
Lineage: Eukaryota; Fungi; Basidiomycota; Tremellomycetes; Tremellales; Tremellaceae
Exons: 12
Coding region: 1-1032 (343 amino acids)
Biological process (GO): carbohydrate metabolic process; glycerol-3-phosphate catabolic process
Cellular component (GO): nucleus; glycerol-3-phosphate dehydrogenase (FAD) complex; cytosol
Molecular function (GO): glycerol-3-phosphate dehydrogenase [NAD(P)+] activity; protein homodimerization activity; NAD binding
Source: RefSeq, a predicted model, not a curated record